This is a messenger RNA of Rhincodon typus (whale shark), 4744 nucleotides long. RefSeq names its product ATPase family AAA domain containing 5a (gene atad5a). Gene Ontology annotation, molecular function: ATP hydrolysis activity; DNA clamp unloader activity; DNA binding. The transcript is spliced from 20 exons. Lineage: Eukaryota; Metazoa; Chordata; Chondrichthyes; Orectolobiformes; Rhincodontidae. The record is from RefSeq and is a predicted model, not a curated record. Gene Ontology annotation, cellular component: nucleus. Bases 18 to 3788 code for a protein of 1256 amino acids.
UGUGCCGAUCCAAGCACAUGGUUAAAGCAAAGAAGUUGGUUGAAAAAGCGAAAGCACGGAGCAAGUGCCAAAGUCCCGCUGAAUCUGUUACACCACUGAGACGAUCAACCCGACAGCAGGCCAAAUCUGAUGAGAAAUAUCAUGGGGCUGAGAAUUUGGCAACUAAUUGGAAUACAAGUGCAGACAGUGACUCUGUCAGUACAAUUGAACACGGAAAGAAAUCCAAGAAAUUGAGGAAUUUAAGUGAUCUUUUGGGAAAGAAUCCAGGUGGCAUAUCAACAACCAAGAGGACUGUAGCUGAACUCAAGGUUGCUUCCAUAUUUUGUGGUAAAAAAACAGUCAAAAAUGUGCCAUCGGGACCAAUCACCAUUGACGACGAUAACAGUUGUAAUGGCUCCGAAAACUCUCAGGAGACUGAACAACUUAGAGCUAAGCGUCAGUUUCUGAUGAGUGGAUUACCAGAUACGUUGAAAAAACACAUAGCAAAGACAGCAGCAGUGGUAGAGGUCUGCUCUGCUGCAAGCACUGCUUUCCAAACUGUUAUUCAUGUUCAGCAAAAAAGUCAAGUUUCAUUGUUAUGGGAUCUAGCUUGGCCCAAGUCUGCUAUUCUCAGCCACCUCCGGGAUAUGAACGAAGGAAUAGAAAGAAUUCUGAAAGACGCCAUUACGCUUGGAGAUUUCUCUGAAAUGAAGUACACAUUCAACACUGCUGCAUCUUGGACUGGGCUAUCUACCUCGAGGACAGAAUUCUCCCAGGACAUCCAGAAGUGCUUACUUGAAGAGAUUAGGUCAUCCAAUCCAGAGUUUCCUGUACGAAAACUUUUUAAACCAUUACUGCAAAAACGAAAUGAACAUCUUGCACAGACUGUCAAAGCAGGACCCUCAAAUAAAUUGGACAUUUCUGUGAUAGAGAUAGAUACUGAGCCUCAACAAAUGUUACCUCUGUGCAGCAGUUCACAACAAUCUUUCAGCAAAAGGAAGAGAAAGAAAGAAAGACAACAACAGAAACAAAAGAGGAGGAAAACACUUGACGGUGACCUGAGCUCAGUUAUUUUCCCUGGGGAUGAAUGCACUCCAGCAAUGUCUGCACUAUGUGAGAAAUCCACGAAGAGAAACAGCAAGGGUGCCCAAACUCUGAAUGAUGUGUCUGUUUCCAAAACUAGCCUCAGGCGAGCGGUUAAGCAAAAGCACCAAGAGUUGAAAUGUAAAACUGGAGCAGCAGAAAUACAGAAUAUGACCGCUGUAUCACGAGUUCCUGAACUAACUGACCAACCAAAGAUGGGGGAAACUGCUACUUCUGAUGACCCAGUCAAGGAAGAUCUGCUAUGGACAGAGCAAUACCAGCCGCAGCACUCCAGUGAACUUGUGGGAAAUCUCAAUGCUGUCAGGAAAUUACGCAGUUGGUUAAUGGAAUGGAAGAAGAGAGCUGAUAAAGAAGAAAAGAAAAAACUGAAGGAGAAAAAGACUGAAAAAGACAAGAAAUUGGAUGUUUGGGACAAUAGUGACUUUAAUUUGGAGAGUUCCGAGGAUGAGGAUUUUUUGUGCAAUACCGUGCUAAUUACAGGACCACCUGGAGUUGGGAAAACUGCUGCAGUUUAUGCUUGUGCUCAGGAGUUAGGUUUUAAGGUAUUUGAAGUAAAUGCUUCAUCUCAGCGAAGUGGCAGACAGAUUCUGUCUCAACUAAAAGAAGCCACGCAGUCUCACCAAGUUGAUAAACAGGGAACAAAUGCCCUAAAGCCUGCCUUCUUCAACAGCAACAGGUUUCAGUCUUCACAAACAACCAAAUCUCCAAAAAAAGCUCACUCGCCCAAAAAAGUAGUCUCAUCGCCCAGGAGGGCACCCCAAUCCCCAAAGGGAAGGAUUUCAAAGAAGAACUUAACACCGAAUUCUUUAGCCAGUUUCUUUAAAGGCCUCUCAAAACAGAACAAAACUGAAGAAGCAGGAAAUCUUGAAGAUAAGGAGAUGAAGGAGAAGCCACGGAAGAAUUCUAAGGCCCAGAAGAGCAGCCUUCAAAUUGUGGAUGUAACUAGGGACGACUCCUUGUCUGAAAACAAGGAAACUGGCCCUGAAGAAUCUAGCAAAAAAAGUGCCACAUCACUCAUCCUUUUUGAGGAGGUGGAUGUAAUAUUUGAUGACGAUGCUGGAUUUCUAAAUGCAAUUAAGACCUUCAUGGCAACUGCAAAGCGGCCAGUUAUACUCACCACCACUGAUCCUAACUUCAGUUUAACAUUUGAGUGCUGCUUCGAAGAAAUCUGCUUCAAAGUGCCAUCUUUGGCAAAUGUUGCCAGCUACUUACAGCUCUUGUGCCUAGUUGAGAACUUAAGGACUGAUGUGAAGGACCUCACUGCACUACUUGCUCUCAAUAACUGUGACAUACGACAGAGCAUCCUUCACCUGCAGUUUUGGGUGCGAAGUGGAGGUGGCUACCAAGUGGAUAAGCUUCUCCCUGCUCAAGGAAUAAGUAUGGCUCCAGGCCCAGCUCAAGAAGAAUUGGUCGGAAAUGCAGUUGCUGCCAAAGAUGCCCUGGAGGAUUUGCCAGAGAGCAGCUCCAUUAUGAAGAUGGAGGAUGUUCCCAAAUGCAGCACAGGAUGCACAGAGAGCCUGCUUGGUUUCACAUACUUUACUGGACCUUCAAGCAAUCUCUUUUCCAUGUUCAAGCAAGAGGUCAUUUCACUGGAGCAAUGGAGAAGUCAAGUGCAUAUCCUCCUGGAGUUUCAAAGGAGACAGCUAGACUUUGUAUUCCAUAAUUUGCAGUUUCUUCUGCCUCUGCCAGUCCGAAUAGUUCCUGAUUUAAAGAGGCCUGAAAAUCUAAUAUCUGAACACACUGAGCCUUCCAUCAGUAAACCCACACAGACAGCUGGAAGAAUUCUUCAGGGAGCUGACAUAUCUGUUGAUGCCAGCACUGUAAAAAUUUUGGACAAAACAAAGCAUCACAGAAAAGUCAUGUUGUUUGAUGACAGUGAUCUAUUUGACACAGAUGAGAGCGAUACCUUUGUGACUUUACCAAAUGAUAUUCCUACCUCACCUUGUGUUGCUGAUAAAGCAGCAGAAAACCAAGCCAGUGGAGUGAGUGGGGGUAGUCCCUCCAGGAAAGAGACUGAUUCCUCCAGAGUCAUUGAAAGGAAGCCAAGGACAUCAGCAGAACAAAAGUGUAGUGAGUUGGUAUCUUUGUGUCUUGGAUCGCUAGCUGAGUUCACAGACAAUAUCUCAUUCUUGGACUGCUGCCUGCACACACGUGUGGUUGAGACAGAGGGUUCGUGUGGACAGAGUGGUUAUUACUGGGCUGCCGCGAAAAUUAAAAACGGCAUGUUGGAUGAGAGAAGGGCUGAGUCAGGAGAUUGGUGGUCUACCCACAGCUUUUUGGAAAUUAGAGCAACUGUGGAAGCCUUGAGCUGGAAGAAGUGUCAGUCGCAGAUUCACCAAUCCAUGGAGUCAGCAGUUACCAAGUGCAAGCAGCCUGAGGAAAACCCAGUGGAGAAGCUCACUCUUCACAUUCCAAAUCACCAAAACAGUAAUGCUUUAUUCACACAAUGUCCGCAUUAUCUAGCAAGCAUUGCAUCUAAAAGAAUUGAGGUGCUCAAAACUGUAUUCUCUAGCAAGGCAUUUGUAAAUCUGGGUAACAGACGAGCAAGCGCUGUGGAGUAUCUGCCAUCUCUCCGCACUAUUUGUAAGACAGAGAAACUGAAAGAACAAGGCAAACUAAAACGCAGAUUUUUGCAUUAUUUGGAUAGUGUGCACUUGGAGCUGCCUAAAAGCACUCUGAAAGCCCUUGCAACUAGUUUUCCAUGAAGAUUUCAACUUGAUUCAUUGUAUAGCGAAUUACUAUAUUCGCAGCAGACUGUAUUACAGGGGUAUUUUCCUCCUGGCUUUUUACUUCAUAAUUGUGUCCACUGUGUAUAUGUGUGUUUUGUGGAGACAUUUUUGUACAGUAAAGUGAUGUGAAAGUGUGUAGGGAAAUGUUGGGUUAUCUUAAUUUAAUUACAGUGGGAAACUGAAUCUGCUGUCUAAGAAUGUAAAAAUCUAAUGCAAAAUAAUUUUGAGUGCCUGAAGUCAAUCUGUAACACUUCUGGAGAACUAACCAACUCUGCCCUCCUAUUUUGGUAGUAUUUGUUUAAUAGAUACCUUCUUCUAUCUCACCCAAUAAUCCACAUGAGUCAAAAGGGGGUAUUAUUUGACUGAAUCAUUGCAGCCAAGGCAGUCCUGUGCUAAUCUAUCAUUGGCACUUCAUGCAGACUGGCAUGGGCCACUGAAUAAUAUUCCUCCUCCCUGCCACACACCCCCUCCCCUCUCCCAGAUCAGGCUGAUGAAAGUAUUUUAACUACAUAAACAGUUUUGAUUUUCCCUUCCUUCCUUCUGUUCUAUGCCUCGCAAUAUUUUUGAUCCAAAGAUGCAUAUCUUGGUUUAUAAAUCUUCCAUGAGUGUUAUAAAGAUGACCAGUUUCAGACAACAGUGAGAUCAGAUAAGUGUCUUGGUGGCAAAUGGCUGACCCAAAGCAACUUGUAACUGCCCAGCUGUGGAGUGUGACAGCCUCAUUAGGAUACUGAGGUGAAUGUUGUCAUAAAUCAUGAAUGGCUAUAAUCCAUCCUGUGUUCCACUAAAGCUUUUUAUUGUUACAAUUUUAUAUUACAUGAAUCUUACGAAGGAUGGUGUACCCUUGUAUUGCAUAGUGUGACUGUAUACCCUAUUUUGCCGUAGGAUAUGGAAUAAAAUAAAUCGAAGAAAUGCUGGUAACCGGCAAUCUCCAA